GAAGUGAGUUCCGCUGACAGGGCUGGGUUCUGAGGAGAAGCUGUUAGCACCCGCGGCUCGGCUAAAAACACGGUGUAGCGCUCACACGACUGAGCAUAACCUGCAAACUGCCUCCGAGGCGAGAGCUUAGACUCAUCCGGGACCGCGUAUUUAUCCUUCCGAGAACGCUGCAAACAUGAACGAUCAGCAGUUAGACUGUGCCCUGGACCUGAUGAGGCGUCUCCCUCCACAGCAGAUUGAGAAGAAUCUUAGUGACCUCAUUGAUCUGGUGCCCAGCCUGUGUGAGGAUCUGCUCUCAUCUGUGGAUCAGCCUCUGAAGAUUGCCAGAGACAAAGUGGUUGGGAAAGACUAUCUGCUCUGUGAUUACAACCGCGAUGGUGACUCCUACAGAUCUCCAUGGAGUAAUAAAUACGAGCCCCCUAUUGAUGAUGGUGCCAUGCCCUCGGCCCGUCUGAGGAAGCUGGAGGUGGAGGCCAACAAUGCUUUUGACCAGUACAGAGACCUGUAUUUUGAGGGCGGCGUGUCAUCUGUCUACCUGUGGGAUCUAGAUCACGGGUUUGCUGGAGUCAUCCUCAUUAAGAAGGCUGGAGACGGCUCUAAAAAAAUCAAGGGCUGCUGGGAUUCCAUCCAUGUGGUGGAGGUGCAGGAGAAGUCGAGCGGUCGCACUGCACAUUAUAAACUCACCUCCACGGUGAUGCUGUGGCUGCAGACGACUAAAACCGGCUCUGGAACCAUGAACCUGGGAGGAAGCCUCACUAGACAGAUGGAGAAAGAUGAGACGGUCAGCGAGUCCUCACCACACAUCGCCAACAUUGGACGCCUGGUUGAGGACAUGGAGAAUAAGAUCCGCUCCACCCUCAAUGAGAUCUAUUUUGGCAAGACCAAGGACAUCGUCAAUGGCCUGAGAUCUAUUGAGUCUCUCCCUGAUAAUCAGAAGUACAGGCAGCUGCAGCGAGAGCUCUCUCAGGUUCUCACUCAGCGCCAGAUCUUCAUAGACUAGGGCUGGAGGAGUGUGCAGACUCUGGCGGCGGUUCGAGCCAAGCAGGAGGCUCUGAGGACCGAUCUGAUCGACGCACUCAGCAAACGCAAACAGCAAAGCUAGAGACACCCUCACACCCCACCACCCCCACUCUCACUCCCUCCUCUCUCUGCCGUUUAUUUUGUCUCUCAAGUUACAUUGUCGUCAUCUCCUCUGUGCUUGCGCUCUGUCUGUGGAACGACAAAAAGAAGACAAACGCUUGGCUUUGGGGUUUUUGUACUGUUUUGAAUUUUCCUGCAGGUUUUGCAGCACUUCUCUUUAUUUCUGUCGCUCAGCUCAUUAUGAUGAAGAUCAGAGCGUCUCUGUGUAACAUUAUAACUUGUAUACACAACUCGUACAAAUCACACCCCUUACAGCCACGCCCCAUAUGAAUCACACCCCCUUACAGCCAUGCCCAUACAAAUCACACCCCUACAUAAGCCACACCCACAACAUUUCUCUUAUAAAGGCACUUGCUUGAGUAAUCUGCAGGAGACAAAAACCUCUUAAUCAUCAUUAUUAAUAUGAUGUUAGUAGUUCUCUUUGGGUGAUCUGUGUGCGCGUGUGUGCGUGCGUGUGUGUGUGUGUGUGUACACAACCCAUUAAACUUUUGUAUAGAUCCCCUCCACCACCACCUCUCUGCACUCUCCCAGUUUUAUUCUGGAUCUUUCUCACCCAAAGCUUGGCAAUCUGUUAUUUUUGCUGUUUUUGUUUUGUUUGUUUUUGUUUGUUUGGAUGGGGGUGGGGUAUUACAUGUCCUUUUUAUUUGUUUGUUUUUGUAAUGCUUACAGUUCAUGUAUUACUAGGAGCCUCCAGCAACAAUAAAAACUAAAAUGCUCUAAACAA
This is a messenger RNA of Tachysurus fulvidraco (yellow catfish), 1864 nucleotides long. It is a transcript of the gene capzb, whose product is annotated as capping actin protein of muscle Z-line subunit beta. The transcript has 10 exons. Gene Ontology annotation, cellular component: F-actin capping protein complex; cytoplasm. The record is from RefSeq and is a predicted model, not a curated record. Lineage: Eukaryota; Metazoa; Chordata; Actinopteri; Siluriformes; Bagridae. The coding region runs from base 176 to 1000 and encodes 274 amino acids. Gene Ontology annotation, molecular function: actin filament binding. Gene Ontology annotation, biological process: negative regulation of filopodium assembly; regulation of lamellipodium assembly; barbed-end actin filament capping.